CCGGAUGUGGCCCGCGCGCUCCGGAGCUCGACCCCGAACCUCACCUGCACUGCGCAUCAGACACUAGACGGAUAUAUCCUCACCCCCAGGCCACGAAAAGACAUACUGUGCCUGUCACAAACUGGUUAGAUCGUUGAUUCAGUGAUCGGGCUUGUUAUUUUUCAUUCAACUCUGUUUUUAACCCUCGAAGACAGUAACAUUACGAGCUCGAACCAUCAAGACUGAACUUCCUCAGCGCAUCGAUUGGCAUCUCUUUCAACAUCACGAGAAAAGACAAUCUCCCUCAACACUAGCGGAAACACUCUACGACGAAAGAACCAGCUCCAAUUAUUACUACCUCGAGUCGAAUUCCCGCAACAGCAGCAACCAUGCCACCAACAAAACAAGAACUCUCCCUCCUCAUCAAUCCCAUCGUUCCUGAAUCCAUCCAGCAUAAUUACCGAAUCCUCUCAAGCCUCCACUCCCUAACCGCCUUCCUCCUCGGUCUCAGCGCAGGCAUUCUCGCCCUCCAAUCCGCCCAGGGCUUCAUAUUCUAUUUCCUCGGCACGAUCUUCGUCUCGGGUCUCUUUCAUCUCUUGCUUAUUAUUCUUGGAUCCGGUAAGAAUGCUGCUGCUGCGGCGGGAUCUUUCUUCCCUGGUAGUAGUGGGGGGGAGAUUGAGGGGAUUGAUAUGAAGGGAAGGAUUUGGGUGGGUGAGCGCGAGAAGAAGAGUGGGAGGAGGAGGGUGAUUUGGAGGAAAGGUGCGUGGAGGGAUGUUUGGUUUGGUGGUGGUGUGUUCAGUGAGGCGUUGAGUGGGUUCGUAUUGGGGUGGGCUGGGGUGGGUGGUGUUUUGAGGUGA
Messenger RNA from Paecilomyces variotii, 836 nucleotides. RefSeq lists its product as hypothetical. Gene Ontology annotation, biological process: autophagosome assembly; protein folding in endoplasmic reticulum. Gene Ontology annotation, cellular component: membrane; EMC complex; endoplasmic reticulum. NCBI's taxonomy places the organism in Eukaryota, Fungi, Ascomycota, Eurotiomycetes, Eurotiales, Thermoascaceae. The transcript has 2 exons. Bases 369 to 836 code for a protein of 155 amino acids. The record is from RefSeq and is a predicted model, not a curated record.